CCCGUAGGCCGUACCUUUCAGUGCUGUUUGUCUCUCUUUGUAUUGUUUCGGACUGGAGGUUGUUGAUCUCUUCCCGGCCUGCGAAUUUAUUAUUUGUGGGUGGUACAAUGGCUGCUGAAGACCAACUAUGACCGUGUCGUGCCAUGACCGGAAAGUAUCGAUGAUAAUAUCUAGUACUCAGUACUUAUCAUACUGUUGUAGUCGUGGCUUUAUAGCAACUCCUGUAUCCAAAUAUGUCUUACACGAGAAAGCGGCUGUCCGAGGCGCACCACAUAGGCUCCUCAUCAUCGACACCGCCAAUUGGAAAUCCUGUGCGGCCCUUGACAUUGCGAGGGUUUCUCUUUGCUGAGCUGACCCGCGGGUACCUGUCUCAGCCGUCGCAGGAUGAGAGCGACUCCUUUGCUGAGCGGCGCGAGCGCGUUUACACAUUCAUGAAGACACCACGAGAACUAGAGAAGCUGAUCUUGUUUGGCUUUGCGCUCUGCCUGGAUGCGUUCCUGUUCGUCUUCACGUUCCUGCCAAUCCGUGCUCUGCUGGCUCUCGGAAGCAUCCUCUUCUGGCCAUUUUAUCGACACAAGAGAUUACUGCAACCGGGCCAAAUACAUGAUCUCCUACGUGUUGCACUGCUGAUGUGUUGCUGCUAUAUUUUCCUGAUGGUCGAUGGCUCCAUGCUAUAUCACAUGGUGCGUGGCCAGUCGGUGAUCAAGAUCUACGUCAUGUUCAACAUUCUUGAUAUUGGUGAUAAGCUUCUGGCAUCGUUUGGUCAGGACACCCUGGAUGCACUCUACUGGACUGCUACGGAGAAGCAUGCACGGCGCCGUGAGCACGCCUGGACAGUGUGCGCACACUACUUGCUGGCCAUGGUCUACAUCUUGCUUCACUCGACGCUUGUCUUCUUUCAAGCCAUCACCCUGAAUGUGGCCAUCAACAGCCACAACCAGUCACUCUUCACCGUCGUCGUCAGCAAUCAGUUUGUCGAGCUGAAGGGCAGCGCGUUCAAGAAAUUCGAAAAGAACAACCUCUUCCAGAUGUCGUGCAGUGACAUCCGCGAGCGCUUCCAUCAGUUCAUACUGUUGCUUGUGGUGAUACUGCGCAACAUGACCGACGUCUUCUGGAACCUAGGGCAUUUGCGUGAGCUAGUGCUGCCGCUGGCAAUAGUGUGCUGUUCAGAAGUGAUGGUCGACUGGAUCAAGCACGCUUUCAUCACCAAGUUCAAUAGCAUCUCAUCCACAGUCUACAAAGAGUACAGGCUGAUUCUGGCCAGGGAUGUGGCUGACUCUCGACACCACCUGCCCGCCGCUGACCAUUGUGACUUGGUAUCAAGACGCAUGGGCUUCAUCCCCCUUCCGUUAGCAGUGUUGUUGAUCCGUGUGAUCUGCAACUCCAUCACAUCGCCCAGCCACCUGUCUCCUGUCUUUUUGGUCAUCGCCUUUCUAUGCGAUGGGAGCGGUGCAGCUGCCAUCACCGCAUUCUUGUGCUCAAGCAUUGUAUGCCUCUGGUAAUUGCUGCUACGGUGUGGUGGGUAGAUCAGUCAUUAUGCUCUUGGUAGCAAAGGGUACAGUAGAUCGUAUUUCCCCGAAUAUAAGUCGCACCUUUUACACUUAACUUCAGGGCCAGGUGCGACUUAUAAUCGAGCAUGAUCACUACUGAAGUGAAUAUAUCAAAACGAUAAUGACAUGGACCUGGAAAUGGGGGAGGGGGGUUGCGACUUACAAUCAAGUGCGACCUAUAAUCGGAGAAAUACGGUAAGUAGUUAGGCUGUGUUUACAUGAGAAAUUUCAACCCGGGUCGAGUUCAGCCCGGUUUGAAAGUCUGUACGAUAGACAAAAUAGGUGAGUGUUUACAUGAAGACAGUUGACCCGGGUCAAAUACUGAUAUGCCGCCAAAAGUCCACUUCUAGAGUCCUGUAUGGUCACGUGAAUCCGUUCGCGCGAAAUGUGCAUGUGCAGUGCUGUUCAAACCUGGCGCGAGAUACGCACAGAAGUACGUUUGUACGAUUUUCUUGACCCGGGUUGAUUUCAACCCUCCCCUUGGGGGGAGGGUUGACAAGGGGAGGGUUGAAACUUGAAAUCAACCCGGGGCGAAAUUUCAACCCGGGUCAAGCGCAAUGCGUCAUGUAAACGCGCCAUAUUCAUUUUGUGCACAUGGCGGGUUGAAAUCUGACCCGGGUCGAACUGAACCCGGGUUGAAACGCCUCAUGUAAACACAGCCUUAGUUCUGCACUAAUGAUUGUCACAAGAAAACGUUCUGGAAUCCAAAUUUACUACUUUGCUCUGUGUGUUGGAAAGACUAGUACUUUUCUUAGCCCAAUAAUUAUAUAGUUUAGUAGCUGUUAAUACAUGUACUACAAUAUCCGUCUUUG
Sycon ciliatum is the source of this 2362-nucleotide messenger RNA. RefSeq names its product transmembrane anterior posterior transformation protein 1-like. The transcript has 12 exons. NCBI's taxonomy places the organism in Eukaryota, Metazoa, Porifera, Calcarea, Leucosolenida, Sycettidae. The coding region runs from base 234 to 1502 and encodes 422 amino acids. Gene Ontology annotation, cellular component: endoplasmic reticulum membrane; ciliary basal body. The record is from RefSeq and is a predicted model, not a curated record. Gene Ontology annotation, biological process: positive regulation of cilium assembly.